AUGGCGGCCGCGGCGACCGAGCCCGAAGCGGGCACGAAGAAGCUGUGGGGCGGCCGCUUCACCGGGAAGACCGACCCCCUCAUGGAGAAGUUCAACGAGUCGCUGCCCGUGGACAAGCGCAUGUGGGCCGAGGACAUCCAGGGCAGCCAGGCGUACGCCAAGGCGCUGGCGAAGGCGGGGAUCCUGACCCAGGAGGAGGCCAAAUCAAUCGUGGAGGGCCUGGACACGGUGGCCGCCGAGUGGCGCGCGGGCGAGUUUGUCAUCAAGGCGGGCGACGAGGACAUCCACACUGCGAAUGAGCGGCGGCUGACGGAGCUGAUCGGGGCAGCUGGCGGGAAGCUGCACACGGGGCGCAGCCGCAACGACCAGGUGGCGACGGACACGCGGCUGUGGCUGUACAACGAGCUGCAGGUCAUCCGCAAAGCCCUGCGCGAGCUGAUCCGCGUGGCCUGCGACAGGGCCGAGGCCGAGGCGGACGUGCUGAUGCCGGGCUUCACCCACCUGCAGAACGCGCAGCCCGUGCGCUGGGGCCACUGGCUGAUGGCGCACUGCGCGUCGUGGCAGCGCGACGACAUGCGGCUCGGGGAUCUGCUGCCGCGCGUGGCCACGCUGCCGCUGGGAUCCGGCGCCCUGGCCGGCAACCCCUUCCUGGUGGACCGCCAGUUCAUUGCUGAGGAGCUGGGCUUCAUCGGAGGCGUGUGCCCCAACAGCAUGGACGCAGUCAGCGACCGCGACUUUGUGGCGGAGACGGUCUUCUUCUGCGCGCUCCACCUAGUGCACCUCUCCCGCUGGGCCGAGGACCUGAUCAUCUACAGCAGCGGCGCGUUUGGCUUCGUGCAGUGCAGCGACGCCUACGCCACGGGGUCGUCCCUCAUGCCGCAGAAGAAGAACCCGGACGCCCUCGAGCUCAUCAGGGGCAAGGCUGGCAAGAUGCAGGGCAACCUGAUGGGCGUGAUGGCUGUGCUCAAGGGCACGCCCACCACAUACAACAAGGACUUCCAGGAGUGCUGGGACCUGAUGUUUGACGCGGUGGACUCGCUUCACGACAGCACACGCAUCGCCACGGGGGUGCUGAGCACCAUCAUCAUCAAGCCCGAGGCCAUGAUGAAGGGCCUGUCAUCUGAGAUGCUGGCCACUGACCUGGCAGAGUACCUCGUGCGCAAGAACGUGCCCUUCCGCGAGACGCACCACAUCAGCGGCGCCGCCGUGAAGAUGGCCGAGGACCGCGGCUGCGCCCUGUCCGACCUCACGCCCGCGGACCUGCGGACCAUCCACCCCCUCUUCGACGAUGAUGUGGCCGCGGUCUGGGACUUUGCUCGCAGCGCGGACGCGCGCGACACCGAAGGCGGCGCCAGCAAGCGGAGCCUCCUGGAGCAGGUGGCGAAGAUGCGCAAGUACCUGGAACUCAGCUGA
This is a messenger RNA of Monoraphidium neglectum, 1413 nucleotides long. RefSeq names its product argininosuccinate lyase. Gene Ontology annotation, cellular component: cytosol. The record is from RefSeq and is a predicted model, not a curated record. The coding region runs from base 1 to 1413 and encodes 470 amino acids. Lineage: Eukaryota; Viridiplantae; Chlorophyta; Chlorophyceae; Sphaeropleales; Selenastraceae. The transcript has 14 exons. Gene Ontology annotation, molecular function: argininosuccinate lyase activity.